GGCAGUUAUAGCGGAUGCCAAGCUUUUCCCAUCGUCUCCGUGCCACACAGAGACUCCAUUUAGUGCAGAUGGUCCCCAGGGGUUUUGGUGAUGGUUUCAUUGUCCAGUCUUGGCCUCGAUAUGCGUUCCGUUCUUCGGUACCUUCCCGUCACAAUCUGUUAUCACUGUCGAGAUGACGUCCGGUAGGCGGCUAUUGGCGCCAGAGCAUGUCCUGCACAGCUCACAGUGAAUCUGUUUGCGAAGGGUAUGGGCCAGCUAGCGAAAGUGGAUGCUUGACUUUGCUGCUGCGGAGAUGGACCCCCAGUGGUUGCCGUUUCGUGCAACUCAACCCCACGUCGAGACGUCGCUAUCUUCACUCGAGGCUGGCAAUGUUUCAGUUGAGGAAGGUGAUGUACGUGGAUGAAACAGAAACACGAUGCGACGGUGCAUGCUGCUACUUCCGGGCUGCCCAGCGACAGCCCUCGUGCCGCCCGGGUGGGGGGUCAUUGUGCUUAGAGCUAAUGGGCAGCGGGCGGCCGGCGCUACGGCCUCGUAGUAAUCACGGGCAUUCCUGGGGAGCGGCAGUGUCUGUCUGGCCAGUGAUGUGGAGGUGGAGCCGGAGGGAGGCUCGGGACAUCGUGGAUCUAGACCACGCCGUCUGGAGGAUGAGGCCGGGAGCGACCAGCCAUCGAGAGGAGACAGCCGGGCUCAAGCUUGGCUCUUCGCGGUCGUCGUGGCGUGUGCCGUCGGAGGAGGAUGGCGAUGCGUCGCGUAAAGCAGCAGAAGCUCGAGACAUGUGUGUCUGGGAAGGGCUGCCUGCUCCAGUCCAGUAACAGGCGUGUUUUAC
Molecule: messenger RNA, 826 nt
Organism: Microdochium trichocladiopsis
Lineage: Eukaryota; Fungi; Ascomycota; Sordariomycetes; Xylariales; Microdochiaceae
Exons: 1
Coding region: 207-812 (201 amino acids)
Source: RefSeq, a predicted model, not a curated record